GGAGUCAGUUUCCUCAUCCACUGGCACGCUGUGCUUUUCUCCUUCUCUCCCGCCUCACCCUCCCAGCCUUCCGCUGCGGCCCACGGAGAGGGCGGAGCUUCCCCGCCUCCUAGCCAGUGAGAACCUCAGGAUUAGGGGGACGGAGAAGGUGGUAGCAAGGGAGCACGCCCCUUUGCCAGCCACGCCCCUUGGUGGGGCGCGCGCGGGGUGGGGGGUUACCCCUUUAAAAUAACCUGAAGGCGCCCUGAGCGAAUUUACCACCCUCAGGGGCCGGUUUGUGAGGGAGAAUUUUAUACGGGGGAAUUAUAUAGAUCUAUUUGUAUAUACUAUAUAUAUGUUUUCAAAGCGCUGAGUUUCUUUUCCUGUCGAGAAGUUUGAUACCCCCCCACCCGCUCAUUCCCGUUCCUCUUUCGAGAGAGAUGACCGCGUUGCCUCCGCGGAGUUGAGGAGGGAGCGAGCGAGAGGCGGCGGCGGCGGCUGGGCUCCUGAGAGGCAGAGCGAGCGAGGGAGCGAGAGAGAGGGGGGCAGAGCGAAGGAGCGAGCAGCCGCGUGAGGCCGCCUCAGCCGCCCUUCCUUCCCUCCGCUUAGCUCCCGCCGGCGGGCUGCGAUGUCUCCCGUCAGCGAGGAGGUGGGAGCGGGGGACGGCUGCCCCCCGGCUGCCCCCGUGGCCCCCUUGGAGGGGGGCGAGGCGCUGGGCGACGAGCCGAAGCAGGAGAACGGCGGCGAGUGGUGCUCGCACCAGACGCUGCUCUCCUCGCUGGAGGCAGCCGCCGGGGAGCCGCCCCCGGUGACGGCGUUCGCGGCGGCCGGGAGCCCCCCGGAGAAGAAGCUGCAGAAGCCGCCCACGCCGCCGCCCAAGGGAGGCGAGGCGCCGUUCGAGCCCCCCGAGGGCGGCUGGGGGUGGGUGGUCAUGCUGGCCUCCAUGUGGUGCAACGGCGCCGUGUUCGGCAUCCAGAACUCGUGCGGGGUCCUCUUCAAAGCCAUGCUCAAGGAGUUCGGAGACCCCAACGACCCGCAGCUGACGUUCAAGACAGGUGAGUGAGUGCGGGGGGGGGGAGGAAGGCGGGAGGUGCGGGAAUGGAGACCCCCCCCCCAACCGCCUCUGAAUCGGGGCUCCUGCUUUUGCGUUCAGAGAGAUAGGGAGGUGAUCGGGGAGAGAGAGAGACUGGGCUGGAGCACUUCUGGGCGAAGGUGGCUUGUGUUUAGAUUUAAAACCACCCAUUCAUUUUUGGUGCACAGAACAAAACCUCCGAAUUGGUGGGCGGACUGGGUGAAGGAGGAGCAGGCGCUAAGGUUUUGCAGUUGCUGCUGUGUAUGUGCAGAAUCUGCCCCCUCUAUUUGGGGGAAAGUUUCUGCCCUGCUUCCCAUUGUUCUGGGACUGUAGGUGACGUCCUUAAAAAAAAAAAAUCAUAAGAAGGGCCCUGUUGAAUCAAACCAGUGGCCCACCUAGUCCAGCAUCCUGUUCUCACAGUGGCCAUCCAGAUGCCUGUGGGAAACCUGCAAGCAACUGGUGUUCAGAAGCAUUGCUACCUCUGAUCAUGGAAGCAGAGCAUUGCCAUCACGGUUAGUAGCCAUUAAGAGCCAUAUUCUCCAUGAAUAUGUCCUCUUUUAAAGCCAUCCAAGUGGGUAGCCAUCACUGCCUCCUGUGGGAGCAGAGUUCCAUAGUUUUAACUAUGCACUGUAUGAAGUACUUUAUUUUAUUUGUCCUGAAUUUUCCACCAGCAGCUUCAUUGAUGCCCAUGGUGUUAUGAGAGGGAGAAAAACUUUCACUCUCUCCAUGCCAUGUAUACUUUUACAAACAUCUAUUACUUGUUUUUUCUCUAAACUAAAAAGUUCCAAAGAUUGCAUCCUUUCCUCAUAUGGGUGUUGCUUUAUUCCCUUUUAAGGGUCAUGUUGAUCACACUUUUCUGAACCUUUUCCAAUUCUACAAUAUCCUUUUUGAGGUGAGGCAACCACAGUAUUCCAAAUGUACAAUGGUGUUAUAAUAUUAGGAGUUUUAUUUUCAAUUCCUUUCCUAAUAAUCUCUAGCAUGGAAUCUGCCUUUUUCACAGCUACUGUACAGUAGUUUUUCAUUUUCAUCAAGCUAUCUACUACAAACCUGAGGUCUUAUUCCUGGUCAGUCACUGCCAGUUCAGACCCCAUCCACAUAUGUGAAAUUAAUAUUUUUUGUGCCAGCUUUCAUAUCUUUACACUUUUUUUAUGUUGAAUUCUAUUUCAUAUUUCACCACCCAGUCACUUAAUUUGUAGAAGCCUUUUGGAGCUCUUCACAAUCUUUUUCUUUAAAUGAUCCUGAACAAUGCAGUCCUGAUAGGAUUUCUGCUUUUGGAUGUGUAUUUUACUUCUGUAUCUCCUUCACCCUCUCUGUCUAGCUUGUGCAAGAGUUUGUAGAUUCUGUUUACUGAAAGAAAGAAAAUUAAUCAGAAUUGGGUUUAAAGGUUUGGCUAAGGAUUUGUAACCAGCAGGACAACAAUACUCAUAGAAUCAUAGAAAUAUAAAGUUGGAAGGGAUCCUGCGGGUCAUCUAGUCCAAUCCCCUGCAAAGCAUACACGACAGAUGGCCAUCCAACCUCUGCUUAAAAUCCCCCAUAUAAUGAGAGUCCAAGAGUCCACUGUCCAAGAGGUCUUACUGUCAGAAAGGUCUUCCUGAUGCUUUGUUGGAAUCUUCUUUCUUGUAACUUGAAUCCAUUGAUUCAGAUCCUACCCUCCAGAGCAGGAGAAAACAAGCUUGCUCGAUGUUCCAUCCCUUUAGAUAUUUGAAGAUGGCUAUCAUGUUUCUUUUCAGACUCCUCUUAUUCAGGCUUUUCCAUUGGGCUGUCUAAAAUAAUUAUUUUCUCACCUUUGCAGUAACUCUGCAUGCAGGUUUCUGCUAAUCUAUUUCACAGAUGUGUGAGAUGAAACUGAAAAGGAAAUUUUACAAGACUAGCCACUGAGUUUGUAGCAGAAAUUGGGUUCUGUGGUCCACCUUAAAAUAUAAAUGAAUUUUUCUGAUUUAUUGUGAUAAUGCUACUUAUGUGCAAAACACUUUAAACAGAUUUUGUGUCAUUUAACUUAAAUAAAUGUGAAUCAGAAAUGUCCAUGUAAACUGCUAACUUAUCCAAAACUUGCAACUAUUUGAACAGCUGUUUUGGACUAGUGUCAAUCUUCAAGAUAUCUUGGCAAUAUAAAAUCCGUCUGAACACAUGCAGUCUUUCAAAUUUGCCCCCUAUUGUAAUCAACAGUGUGUUUCUUUUGGAUAAUAACUGAAAAAGAAUAGUCAGCUAGAACAAAUCUUGUUUAAAUUAAUAGUGGCCUUGGGAGGUGCUUCUCUGUUGUAUCAAAACAAAUUUUAGCAACUGUAGACUGUUUCCUGCUGAGCACCAGGACUUUCAGGAAGCUCCUGGUAUGUAGAAGGGAAAUUAUUCUAGUAGACAAAGUUUCUGUUCAUCUGGCUUAACCUUUGAAUUAACUAUGUAACAACUACAUAUGGAACCCAAUCUGAAGCAGAGGUUUACAUUAGUAAAUAUGUAUAGGAUUUCAGCCCACUCUCCUUUCAUCUCAACUCUGCCUUAAACUGAAUAAAAGUUUGAAAUAUUUUCUGUUUAAAGUUUAGAUCUUAUGAAUUGCAUCCAGUAGUGGCUUUUCCUUAGCAUAAAGCACUUCUGUUUAAACAAAAUAGGACAUCCAAUUUUUUUUAAUCUUCUCUUACCUACUGCAGCCCUCUGAACCACAUCCUAUGAAGUUCCAGAAAGUACCCUGACAUUGCGUGCAACUUUUUGGAGGAACAUAAUAAGUAGCUAGAAGGGUGAAUAAAAAGCACAUAUAACCUAGCUUGUGCAAGCAAAAAUGCUUUCCACUUACACUAGCUCCCAUUUUGGAUAUAACCCUAUAUAUUUUUCCCACAGCUUUGAUAAAUGCUUUGAUAGUUGGAUAAACUGCCAGGGGAGAAUAGAAGGAACACAUUUUGUUUCAGUCCCUGGUAAUUAGUCUAUUCUAAUGAUCUCUGAGAGAAACAACUACUUCCAGCUGGAAAGAAAAUAGGUACAUGUAUCUCUUAAUCCAAUUAGCAUGUCUUCCUGUUAUAAUUAAUUAUCAUGACUGCAAGCAUCUGGUUGAAACUGAGCAUGAACUUCACAAAAGGUGAAGGCAACCUAAUCCCCAUUAUUUUUGCUCACUGAAGAGGAUAAGUGAAUUAAUAAGCAGUAAUCUUUGGAUAAUUGCUCUGACUUGGGCUGGAGGUGUGUUUCAUUCUUAUGAAAGUUCUAAAAGCUUACAGAAUUGUCAAAAAUUGCCAAGUAUUCAGAAAAGUCUAAUUAUUAGAGUGCUAUGUGCCUCCCAUGCUUGUUUUGAAAAAAUAAUAAUAUGGCUAUUGAGCCACUCUGGGUUCCAGAGCACUGCAUGCGUGCACAUGGGAAUGGCCAGUGGUGGCACUUGCACCACUCAAAGGUUGGACUCCUGUAGACUAGGACUCAGUGAUGUAUGAAAGGCUGCUGCAUGUAGGGAGACUUGGCCGGUUUCUGUGCAUGCACAGGCCUUUCUGGAUCUCGGAUCAUAUUUUAGAACCUCCAUUUUAAAGCUUUCUAGUGGGGGAUGUAAGAAAAAUAUAUUGCUAUCAGAUGUGUAGCUUGAAAAAACAGUGGUACCUCGCAAGACGAAUGCCUUGCAAGACAAAAAACUCGCUAGAUGAAAGGGUUUUUGGUUUUUUGAGCUGCUUCGCAAGACGAUUUUCCCUAUGGGCUUGCUUCGCAAGACGGAAACGUCUUGCAAGUUUGUUUCCUUUUUCUUAACACCGUUAAUACAGUUGCAACUUGACUUCGAGGAAUAACUCAUAGAACGCGGUGUGGUAGCCUUUUUUGAGGUUUUUAAAGACUUUGGUGAUUUUUGAAGCUUUUCCAAAACUUUCCCGACACCGUGCUUCGCAAGACGAAAAAAUCGCAAGACGACAAAACUCGUGGAACGAAUUAAUUUCGUCUUGCGAGGCACCACUGUAAUAAAAUCGUUGCUUAUAGAAGAUAAAAUUUACAACAUUGGUACAGCGCUAUGUUAAAUUGCUAGGCAAGACACUAGAUGUUCACAUUAAACCAAACAUUUUAUUACUGGACUUGUGGUGCUCCCGUCAUUAUGAUAGCAGCACAUAUUUCAGCUGAGCUAUUGUCAGGAUAUACUGAUCCUGCCAUAGCACUGAUGGAGUGACUAUAGACUUUGUGAAACAAGAACAGAAGAGAUUAGUCUCUUGGUAGAAGAUCUAGACCUGCUAGUGGCUUGUCAAUAUACCUUCCUCAUCUAGUGUCGCUCAGAGAACUGGUAGCUUCUACCAUUGCAAAGCAAGUGUGGGAUGGACUUUUGUCAGGACAUCUAAAGUAUUCACUUGAGGCUUCUAGUGUGCACAUCUCCUUAAUUCUGUACUGAAGUCCUGAGGCUUCUUUCUGGAAACAAAAUACUGACUGCUUGACCUGAAAGGUCUUUACAUUCCCUUGAUUUAUCUUCUCUGCUUUACCUUGCCUUUUCUCUGUAAAGAGCAGAGUAUAAAAAACUUGCUUCCAGAACAUAUGGUAUAGCUGAGUAUUUGCAGCUGUUGGGAAUCAGUGGGCUUUUGAAGAGCCCAUAGGUAUUGCAUUGUUUCUAGAGUGUGCAAAGUCAAUGUAUAUACAGAGGGGUAACUGUUAGUUUGUUGCUGCAAAACAGUAGGCGUACGAUACAUUUAAAGAUAGUGAGUUGUAGAUCUAGCUAAGGCAUACACAGAAUUAGACCCACUGAAAUUUAUUACGUCUAUUAACUUAAAUUAGUUUAAAACAAUUUUAAACAUCACUGAUUUUAAUCAUGUUUUUAAAUUUAUUUCACCUACCCUGGGACCUUAUGAUCAAGAAUGAGAAAGAAAUCAAAGUAAUAAUGUCCACUGACUUCAGUAGGUCUCCUUUGAGUAUGUCUAAGACUUAGUUGAUGUCAAAUGUAAAUGUUAAUUGUAGAGCAGGAAUGGCUGACAUUUUUCAGCCUGGAUGUCACAUUGACUAUGAGCCCCUCUGGAAUGUAAAAGGUGGUGUUUUGAGUGGGUAGAGGGAUUGUAUCACCCACUUUCCUAACUUAGUAAAGCAGUGUGAAGAUUGGAAGAGAAAGCUCAGGACUGGCAAACCACAUUUCUGGCUUGCAGGGCUGGAUCUGGACCACAGAUUAGCCUUCCAUGUGGUAGAAUAAGCUUUUGUGAAAUUUAUACAUCUGAUGAAGUUGAAUCUAGUCCGCAAAAGCUCCAUAAUUAGGAUUGUGGCUGCAUUUAAUUUAAUCAGGGGAUACAUUAGUGAAGCUACAACAAAUCUCAGACACAUUCUGCCCACAAGGUUAAAACUGAGAACUGCAUGUUGGCAUUGGUUUAAUUUAUUUAAUUUAAAUAGUGCUACAAUGAAAGAGGCAUUGGGAUUGGAACUACGAUUCUUCAGCAAAAAUCUCCCUAAGAUGCUAUUUUACAUUAAAACGAAGGUGUCACUGCAAUCUAUAGAGAACAUAUCCCUUUGUUGUAUUUGUUAUUCUGACCCCACUCCCAUCAGUUUAAAAUGUACAAAUCCUGGAAUUCUCAGGAAUUUCUGAGUGCACAACUGGAGCUUUCAAUUAUUUAACCAGGGAAAUAUGCUACAAAAAAUAAAAUACUAAAAAAAUAAAUUUCAGUAGAAUGUUCCAGUUAGAAUUUAGCCUACAAUCCAAUAAAACUAUGAAAAACACUUUUGCUGAGAAGCUUCCCUGUUCAUAUGACAAAAAGAUUGUGAUCUUUGCACUAUGAUCAAACCUUGUUAUUCAAAGGUUACAGAUAUUACUUAUCACAAUUUAUAGAACUUGCAAUAUAAGCAAGUCAAAGUCUAAAACUAGUUUACUGGUUCAAACUCAAUAUGCCUUUCUCAAAGAACCUCACAAUCGUUUCUAAAACAAUUACAUAAAAUUUUUGUGUGUUUGCUCCAAACUCAGCAUUUUAUUUUUCUAGCAAUUUGCUUACAGAGGCAUGGACAGGAAAUAUGAAUGCCAAUUUAACUACUGAUUGGUCCCCUGAGCAGUGCAUUUUGUUGUUCCUGUAACUAGCCAUCAGAGUGCCAAGAGCUUUUAUGUCCUCUUCCUCUCAGAGAUAAGAUUUACCGUAUUUUUCGCUCUAUAAGACGCACCAGACCACAAGACGCACCUAGUUUUUGGAGGAGGAAAACAAAGAAAUAUUCUGAAUCUCAGAAGCCAGAACAGCAAGAGGGAUCGCUGCGCAAUGAAAGCAGCAACCCCUCUUGCUGUUCUGGCUUCUGUGAUAGCUGCGCAGCCUGCAUUCGCUCCAUAAGAUGCACACACAUUUCCCCUUACUUUUUAGGAGGGAAAAAGUGAGUCUUAUAGAGCAAAAAAUACGGUAUUUCUGUUUAAGACCUCAGUGCUAUACCUACAUACCAUGGAGUACCAUGGGACUCACUUUUGUGUAGAUGCAUACAGUGGUACCUCGGUUUAAGAACAGUCUUGUUUAAGAACAAUUUGGUUUACGAACUUCGCAAAACUGGAAUGGUGGAAGGGCACUGCCGGCGGGAGGCCUCAUUAGGGAAAGCGCGCCUUGGUUUAAGAACAGUUUCAGUUUAAGAACGGACUUCCGGAAUGGAUUAAGUUCGUAAACUGAGGUACCGCGGUAUAGGGUUUGACUCAGUAUCACCACUUCACUUUAGACUUUCAAGCUGACCUUCCUCCUCGGUAUAUUUCAGAGCCAAACUACAUAUUCCAUUAGUGGACUCAUUGGGGUGAGAUUUGUUUUUUCUAUUAAAAUCAAGCAUUUCCUACCUAUUCAUGCCUCUGUACUUCACGGCAGUCAAUGACACUUUCAGAUAUAUUGCCGUAAGCAAGCCUUUGUUCUACUGUUAUUCAGGGUUCUUUUAUCCAUCUUAGACAAUGCUGCACUCAGUUGUUCACAUCACAAAAGGAAUGUGAACAUUUAUACACACCAUCUUGGAUUGAUUCUUAAUGCAAAUAUACUAACUUAUGGUAAGUGCAAUCCUGUAUCUAUUCAAAAGUAAGUGGCACAAAGUACAAUAGGACCUAUUCCCAGGACUCGGCCACAUUAGUAAAAAAACAAUGAUUUGAAUGCGCUAUAAACAUGCAACACCAUAUGGUGCCAGAGAGCAGGGAAUUUUUAUACGCGUUUUUCCGUAGAGGUUUUUUGUUGUUGUUGUUAGAAUGAUCUAAUUUCUGAGUUAUUUAUAGCAAUUCCCCCCGUGUGCAGAUCCACCCCCAGAUAAGUGUGGCUAGGGCUGAAGCCUGAACAGGCUGCAGGCAAGUUCUGAAACUGAACCAAUUAAUUUUCUAAGCAAACUUUGAGAUAAUUACAAUUAUUGAUUUUCUCUGUCCAUAUUUUAACUAGGGUCUCUUUUGUCCUCACACUCAUCAUUGCAACUUUUUUUUUUAUAAAUGAGAUGUUAGUGUUGUAUGCAGAAGAGGGGGAAGAUUCGUUUGCAUGGGGGGGGCUGUUGGGUGUCAAGUUAGCCAUAUUGAUUUGUAUGCUGUCAGGGGGUUCUUGUUGUUGUCUUGUUGGGUUGUGUAUGUAAUAAAAGGGAGCCAUACUGGGGUGAAGGCGUCCUCUUCUGUUUGUCCCCGUAUCAGUUUUAGUCUGUUGGUUAGCUUUUCUAGUAAGACUGUUUCCCAUAUGAUUUGGUACCAGUGGUCCAUGCUGACUCCUGGAAUAUCUCUCCAGUGUCUGGCUAUGAUGCUUCUGGCUGUUCAUCACUGCAGCUAUUGAGAUAAUGAUAUGUAGCAAACAGACUUUUUCCAGUUAAUUACCCAUGCAGAGCUGGUCUUAAUGAGCCCAGUAUGAAACUUUUUCAGGAAAUGCUGUGGUGCAAAGAACAGUUUGGCCUUAUUUCUUUUUAGUCAGGAACUUGGAUACUGAACCCUUAAAUGGGGACACAGUGCCAUUUUUAACCAUGGGAGAAUAUUUGACAAACAAAAGAGUAGUGGAGAGUUCAAGUAAUCUUGAUUGAAAGUGUCGUUAACUAGUGAGUUAACUAGUGAGUUCUUAGCUAUUUAAGAUUGGAUUACAACAGUCAUACUUGGAGUAGACCAAAUAAGUCCAUUGAUAUCAAUUGGUCUGUUCUAUGACUAAUCUUGAGCCCUGAUCCUAUGCAAUCCCUUUCAUCUCUGUAAAAGGAUGCACAGAAGCACUCACUCUCCAAGUAUGUUUAAACUUUUUAAAAAAGCAUAUGUAUGAAAUAAUCAUUGUAAUCACAGUAAGUGUUAGAUGUUAGCAGUAUCCCAUCUUGUGUUGAAAGUGGAGGAUUCUUGGGAUAUUUCUGUUUUAUGCUUUACCCAGCAUGAGUUUUUACAUACAAGUGGCUCAAACUAUUUUAAAAAUUGCAUUGUGUAAGUAAUGGGUACAUUAAAUAAUGACUAAAUGAGGAGCAAUUGUGUUCCUCAUUAUAUUUAAUUGUCAAGGCCUUGCAUUCCAUAAUUCUGAGUUUCUAAAUUUGGUGCCAAGAGACUAAAGCAGUCACUCUCCUUCACACUCAUUGCAGAGCUUCUCCUGCAGUUAAAAAACAAACAAACCACAUGUUCUUGUUGUACAAAAAUAUUUUUUACUAUAUUUUAUGCAGAAGUUGAAUGUAUUGGGGCUUAAUAAAUUAUGCUAUAGGGAGGCAAUGGCAUAACUGUAUAUAAAUUAUUUGAAAGGCCUUUGACCUCCCAUUCAAGGUUAGGGCCUUUGUUAAUGCUUAUCACCUUGGUUUUGUCCUUAAUUCUUCCCUCAAUGACAACUAGUUCUCCACAGAAAUUUAUCGAUUUUAAAAGGAUACCAUAAAAUGAUUUGUGUUUGUUAAGGAUGUGGCAUAUUCAUUUUCUAACCUUGAUAGAUAUUGCAGACCCCAUUCCCUCUAUUUAUUUCUGUUGUUGUAAAAAUCAUUGGUAGCUGGAUGUCAAAGAAACCCUAUGGCAUUUGCUAUUCAUGAACGAAAAUUAAAUACCGUUGACUAUGACACAGGAAGCCAGAAUGAUGAUUAAGGGUAGAAUUCAGCAUGGCACUAGGAGAUUGUUCCAUCAGCAAAAGCAGAAAUGCUUGCACUGAUGGAACCAUCUCCCUUUCGCCCUUGCCUCUGUGUGCUGUUCUGGGGAUUCUCCCAACCCUCCAGAGCAGAUCUUCAGGAGGCAUGUUGGGGGGCGGGGAGGAAAUGGGGGAAAUCCCUGUUGCACUAGCCAGAGUCUUUGAGCUGGGUUGUCCUAGGUACAUGAAUCUGACUCUAGGAGUGUUUGUGUAGGACUAGGGAGGCCCAGGAUGGAAAGCAGGGAGACCAACCAUUGGUGGAGCCAGAACCUAUGACAGGAGAGCCAAAUAAUUCUCAUUUUGUUCUCAUUUCCUCCUCAUCUUCCUCCCUGCUGAAUUCUACAAGAGCAACACAGACUAAGGAGGAGAAAGCUGACAGGCACUGUCAUCCCUUGAGCUGGUUGUAAGUAAGAAAGCAAGCAGGCGGGGCUACCUGAGGGCAGACCUGAGGGUGGUGGGCAGUGCCUAAUUCAUUGUAAUAAACCAGCCUCCAAUGAGCCCUGGCCUACCUCACAAGGUUGUUGUGAGGAUAAAAUGGGGGCAUGGAGAACCAUGUAUGCUUCUUUGAGUUCCUUGGAGGAUGAUACAAUAUAAUGUAGUUAUUUGCAAUAUCUUGCAAAAACAUGAAUGAAUGAAUGAAUGAAUGUGUGAGACAUCAAAGAUCAACUGUAAAAGUGCUAGUGGGUUAGAGUUAAACCUAGCUCAACUCUGUGGUGAAGGUGCUUCUUCAGACUUACCCUAGAGGUGAUGAUGAAGCUUGUCAGUUUCACUACUAUUUUCAGGUGCUUUGCAUGGGAGCUAGAUAAAUGUUUGAUUAUUGCAUCUAUUUAUUUAUUAAAUUUUAUCCUGCCCUUCUUCCAAGAGAAGCCCAAAGUGGGAUAUAAAUUUAAUAAAUAAAUAAAUUGGCAUUAAACUUUCUAGGACUGAUGGCUGGAGGCACAUUCUUGUUCACACAAGCCCACUCAGAUGCUUAGAAAGUUGAAGUAAUUUUAAUUUGUUUUAGUAUUUUAACUUUUGUAUGCUUUAAAGUACUGUUGUAUUUUUAAAUUGAUUUUAGUGUUUUAUCUAUUUGUAAAUCGCUUUGAUUUUUGUUUUGUUUUUUACAAUCAAGCAGUGUAUACAUUUCUGAAAUAAUAAAAGAAAAAUAAAAGCAAGUUAAAAGGGCAUAGACUUGAAUUUUGCCUCUGGGCAUCCCUGUUCUUCUGAAACAAAAUGUACUGUUCUGUUCUAGCUGAAUUCACCUGUUUUUGAAAAGCAGUAGUCAGCUUUCUGAAUGUGUAUCUGUUGUCUUAUAAACCUAGAGCGUAUUAGGCAUAAUUGUUAACCUUUUCAUUGAAAAUUACAAGGUAGAAAAUUGCAAGGUUGCUAAUUAUGUGUAAUGAAGAAAUAAAAGAAUUCCAACAGCUAUUCUGGCAAACUACAAAACAACCUAUAAAUCAUAUCACUGUAAUUCUCAUUAUAAAAUUAACUUAUCAAAAUAAUUCCUGCUAAAGGGUUAGACAAGGCUAAGUACAAAGUAAUAGAAACUGUAAACAUCCAUUCUUGUUCCAACCUAGUAAAUAUAAAAUGGAUUAUAUUGAACUGUAUGUGUUUCUAAUGUAAUACAAAUGUGAUACUGUACACUUGUAACUACAUAAAUGGUCAAUCUGCUGCUUCUAACAGCAAUUGUUUGCAUGCAUUUCAUAUACGAAGUUUGAAACAUUGUGUUAAAAAAACUUUUAAUGUCACUGACUAAAGAGGGAUUGUUAUAAAGCAACAAGUAUAUAACUUGGCAUCUGUUACUUCCAAGUGGUGAGAAAUAGAAAUCAAAGGACUGUGUUGACCCUGAAGUUGUUUGUCUUUCCUCUGUGACUUGCUUUAUUCACUCAUAUUACAAGCACAUUUCUGUGAUGGUCUUUUGUAUGUAACAUGCAGUACAGUGGUGCCCCGCAAGAUGAAAAACUCGCUAGACAAAAGGGUUUUGCGUUUUUUGAGUCGUUCCGCAAGACUAAUUUCCCUAUGGGCUUGCUUCGCAAGACGAAACGUUUUUCUUAAAGCCGCUAAGCCGUUAAUAGCCGUGCUUCGCAAGACGAAAAAACCGCAAGACGAAGAGACUCGUGGAACGGAUUAAUUUCGUCUUGCGAGGCACCACUGUACAGGAGAGCUGCAGCAGAGCUGUAGUCUGGAUUGUACUGUUAGAGCAGAUGAGUGUAUUAUUCUCAGUCAGAAGGAGUGGAGCAUACAUCAAAGAAUUAACUUCUCUUGAAAAAGAAGACAGGGUGAAUAGGAAAACACUUUUUCCUUAAAGGAGGAUAGAAAUCUUGUUUUGGGCUCUGCCUUCCAGAGAAUGUCAGGAUGACCCUGUUGCUCCUGAGCUACUGCUUUGAAGUAGCUUACAAAAAGAGAGAAAGAAGUAGUAGUGGGGGGAAAUGUUUUGAAGAGCACUAGGCAUUACAGUGGUACCUCGGGUUACAAACGUUUCGGAUUACGUGUUUUCAGGUUGCAGACCGCAGGAAACCCAGAAGUACCGGAAAGGGUUACUUCUGGGUUUCGCCGCUCGUGCAUGCACAGAAGCGCUAAAUCACGCUUCACGCAUGCGCAGAGGUGCCAAAUCAUGUCAUGCAUGUGCGCAGACGUGGCGCUGCAGGUUACGAACGCUGCAGGUUGCAGACAUGCCUCCGUCAUGGAUUAUGUCCACAAAUGUAUCAGAGCCAUUGACACUCCACCAAGCCAAGCUAUCUCAGAAGGGGAGACCCUUCACCUCUGCUCCCAGUCAAGUCGUUCCUGUCUGAUUAGCAAGCAACAGGCCUCUGGCUCUGCUGACCUGUUACAGUGCUAAGUUUUUAAGUGAAGCAGCUUGUUUCUUUUUAGGCACCUUUUUAGGCACAUUGCAGCCAGGUUGUUGGGGGUUUUUUUGGCUAUGCUUUGACCCAAAGUCUGAAAAGAGCUUAAGGAUACAUGGUCAUUUGUGGCACAGCUUCCUGCACUCAGCUUUUCCUCCCUCCACUUGAAGCAAGAAAGCAGCUGGAGCUUGCCUCAGGCAUUUCAUUGUGUCUUGGCUAAUGUGAGGGAGAUGAUGUUUAGCAGACCUCAAUAAAACGACAUAAAUGACUUCCAAUAAAUGUCUGCAACAAGAAUAUGAUUUAAUCUGUUAAUUUCUGGUGGCUGCUUUUACUUUAAAUAAUUUUUAUAAACUUCUUAGGUCUUUAUUGAUAAUUUGUAACUAUUCUUUACAAUUAAACCAUGACUAGGGCUUGAAUGUAGUAUUAAAAAUAAUGUGGAAAGUACAGAUUGAGCAACUAUUGUUAUUGUCAGUCAUUUUGCAGACAAACAUCUGUUUAGUAUUUCACCCCAUUAUGCUUUACCACAGUGGAGUAAAUUGAGGUAAUGGUUUUAGGGGAAGUGAAAUCCAGGACAGACUCUAGAUCAGGGGUCAGCAAACUUUUUCAGCAGGGGGCCAGUCCACUGUCCCUCAGACCUUGUGGGGCGCCAGACUAUAUUUUUUUGGGUGGAAAUGAACAAAUUCCUAUGCCCCACAAAUAAGCCAGAGAUGCAUUUUAAAUAAAAGCACACAUUCUACUCAUGUAAAAACACCAGGCAGGUCCCACAAAUAAGCCAGAGAUGCAUUUUAAAUAAAAGGGCACAUUUUACUCAUGUAAAAACACACUGAUUCCUGAACCAUCCACGGGCCAGAUUUAGAAGGCAAUUGGGCCGGAUCUGGCCCCUGGGCCUUAGUUUGCCUACCAUGCUCUAGAUUAUCCUUUCUCUUUCUUGUAAUCUUUAUUUAACAGGCCAUAAUGCAAUAGCUGCAUAUCAGAUUUUGAUCUCUACGUAACGUAUCUCAACCUCUGCUUAAUAAAUUCCACCAUCUUUCUCCACAACACUAUAAUCUCUAGAUUCAACUUUGUCUAUUUUGCUAUUCUAGAAAUCUAGAUUUUGUUAUGCAUCCUGACUUUCUAAGAAAUUACGGUUCUGGCCACAAGUUGUAGCUGGGUGCUAAAUUGUAUGCUGUUGUGACUACACAAUAGAAAAGCAGGCAAAUAGUAAUCCAUGUGAUAUAAUAAAAAGGUGGAGAGCCUCCACAAUGCUGCUGCUGCCCCUACAAGUGCCCCUAUUUUCCAGGGACCAUCCUGGAUUUACAGAAGCCGUCCUGGUUUCUGAUUUGAUCCAGGAAUGUCCUGCUUUUCCUUAGGACGUCUCUAUUUUUAUAGGAGAAAUGUUGGAGGGUAUGCUGCUGGCUGCUUACCUAGAUAUCUAUAUUUGUAUUUGACUUUAUUUACUUGGGAGUUGGGAAUUUCAAAAAGGUAGUCAGCCCUGGCCUCCUUGCCCUGCUGCCAAAUUUGCUUGUUAUCUUGAAGCUUUGCCAGUGGAGCUGAGAUAUAAUAGAUAUGUGAACUCACAAUUUUAAUGCUAAAUAUUUAUUUAAACAUUUAAGUAUAGUGCUGUACUCAGGAUAUAGUGGCAAACAAAAUUUUGCCAUAUCAGACAAGUUAUAUUGGUGUUCUAAACUGUCUUUUUACUACUUCUUCCUGAUGCGGUACACUGAACUGCAUCAAGUUUUGGUCUAAAACAAAAAGGCAAAAAUUAGAGGGCACUUUUUUGUAGUAAGAUGUAAACCACUUUUUUGUCAAAGUAAUGAAUAAAACAAACCUAUCUUAAAAUAAAUCAGUAGUAACAAAGUAGUCAUAGCAACAAGGCAAAAUCAACCAAAAUCUUGCAAGAAAAUGUAUUAGUUUCUCUAAAAUCCCAGCAAGGAUGUUAUUUUUCAUAUUUGCUUAGACAGAAGUUUCCAAAGCUUUGGAAACACUUUUGCAAAGAUUCUAGUUCUAGUUGCGUCAUCCUUACUUUUUUGAAAACAGAGCGGCAAACAAUGCUGAUUAGUCAGAUCUUAUGGGGAAUAGGAGAUUUGGUUUUUCAGAUUUGUGAGUUCCACCUGUGAAAGGCUUUAAACAAUCAUUGAACUUGGAAGCAAAUUGGUAACCAAUGUAACUAGAGCAGAACAGGUUAAAUAUGGACAUGACCUUUGAUGGAAGACUUGCUACAUUUGCAUUGCUUGAAGCUUUCAAGGACAUCUCCUCUACUGGAAGUUGCAGAAAUAUGGAUUAGUGUAGCAAGUUCUGAGCUACUUGGAGUGGGGGAGAGUAUCUGUCUUAAGCAGGCCUGAAUACAACAGUAACCCAUUCACCCGCUCAGGCAACAGCACCCUAUCAUGGAUAAAACUGCUCCUCUCCAGGGCAGAAAUGCUCCCACUAAUAGAAUCUUUGUCUUGUAUGGAUUCAGUUUCAGGGCAGAGAUUGCUUCUCUGAAGAAAUAUAGACCUGGGUGUCAUCUUCUGAUGACAGUCAACCCCAAAGCUUCUGAACUUGGUAACUUCACAUUCUGUAGAUGUUAAGCAUUGGAGCUUAAGGCACCUUGGUUAGUCCCAGGUUGCUAACACUGUCCUCAGUAAUAAAACUCUUUUGUCUUACUGGGAUGCAGCCCUUCAAGCACAAGCCAAAUUUUGUAAUGGAGCUAAAAGAAAUAUUUUGGCCUACCAUAUCAAAUGUUGUUGAGAAGUCGAACAAAAUGUAUCCUCCCUAGUAGAUCAUGGUCCUCCCUAGUAGAUCAUGUAUCAAGCAGUUUCUGGCACAUUGAAAAAGCUGAAGCCAAAACACAUAACUCGGGAACGUCUGGAGUUGCUGUGUUAUCUUGUGCUCAAAUCAUUUUGAGAAAGGGAGGUUGAAAACAGGCUCUAGAUUGAUUUGACUGCCCUUAUCUUUAAAAAAAUGUUUAUUUAAGAGUAGACAAAUCAUUGCCUUCUUCAACCCCUGAGAAGUCAACCCUUUCUAAAGAAAGCAUUUUCAAUUCUGGCAAAAAAAUAAAUAAAUCACGAAAUUCUUGGGUAAGGAUCCAACUUGUACAUGCUGGCCUUCACAACCCCAGUUAUCAAAUCCACAUCUUGGAGGAGAAGUCAAACUGACCUAAGCAAUUGUUCUUCAUGCUUCUGGUAUAUAGCUCACAUCAACAGUGGAAUCAAGUUAUAUCAAACACAAGAGUAAAAUUAUGUAUUGAAAACUUUCCUGGCAGUUAGAGGAUGCAUCUAGUCCUCUAGGGAUUCCUGCCUGUUUAAGAAAUCCCAUAGCAUCUGCUGGAUAAGAUUAGAGGAGAAAGCUUUGUUUGACACAAUCAUUGCCACCUCAUAUACCUGCUGCUGGACACUCUAGUCUGUUGGAUUCAACAUGUGUAAAACAGGUCUUUCCUUUUGGGUUGCCAUCUUAAGUAUAUUAAAUUAUGAUGUUCAAAUACUCUGGUAAAUUUAAUUUUGUGCUACAUAUUUUAUUUCCUUUUAUAUCAUUAUUUUUAUUCUAUGUCUCAUGCCCUCCAAUACGAUGCCCCUCUGUUUUAUAGCUGCUAUCCCUCAAUUCUUCAUCCACUAAUCAUAAAAUAAGUCCUCUAAUUUUAAAUUGUAUGAGGCAUUAAUUGGAAAAAUAUGCUAAUAUAGUUAUAGGCUUCUGAGUACACACACUCUAAUAUUUUCCCUCUGUUCCCAACAACUGCUGUUAGCUGCCAGCUGAAAUUCAGGCCCCAAAUGACCCAAAUCUAUUUUUCUCUACACCCUCUGGUGGUCAUGAUUUGGAAGUAUGUGGAGCAACAUUUGCAGUAGAUAUUUAAGAUGUUUCCACCAUAAAGCAAAAAAAUGCGUCUUUUUCUGAUGAACAUUGAGCAUUUUCAUGAUUGUAAGCAUUAAUUCAGACAGUUUCCUGUCCAAUUGUUGAAGGCACUAGAAUGAUCCCAGGGAAAGGUUGGACCAUAUCUUCUGCCUCACCCCAUCUGCUGCAUAUCAGUUCUGCAAGUGAGGAUGUAAGUGCCCCAAGGAGCUGGACUGCAGGAAUUGCACUUCCAAACCUUGCACUCGAAACUAUCAUUUAGAAUGCCCUAUUAACACAAGCACACUCACUGUCCAGCAUCUAGAUUAGUGGAGUUUUAUACAGCUGCUUUAUAAUGCAAGCACACAGCUUUAAUACUGCAUCAUUCUUACUGGUCAGGAUCCAAAUGUAGCCUUCUGCUAACAGAAGGGAUCUUUCCAUCUACAGAAGAAAGAACCAGGGAAGAGACUACAUUUGCCAGUUUCCCCAAGCCCUUUGGAGCCCGUUUGUCAGUGUAAGGGGGUGCAUGGGGAACUGACAAAUGUUGCCUCCAGUGGUGUGCGAUCAGUAGACUAGGGGAACUGGACUAGUCCCCUAAAUGUUCCCAGUAUAUUAGAAUAUUAAAGCCUGGAGCCUUCUUCCCAAAGUCCAUGAAGCUUCUACCUGACUUAGGGAGGCGUGGUGCUCACAUGCAUGACAUCGUGCCUCCCCCAUUGCUCUCACAAGCUGACAUCUCUGGCCCUAACUGUUCCCCUAUUAAAAAUUUCACAGCACGCCACUGGUUGUCUCCCCACUGGUUGGAGCAAGGUUAGGACCCAAGCCUCUGAGUUCACUACCUUAAUUUAAUUAGAGACAAAACAGAAUGAUUAAACAGUGGGAGUGAAAGGGAAUAUUGGAAGAAUAUAUCUCUGGCCUCAGAGUACAUACAUCAGAUCUAUAAAAUAGUGUGCUUUUGUCACUGAUGUGGUUGUUGAAAUUAUGUCAGUAAGUGGGAAGGAAAUUCCUAUUGUUAGGGAAGUGAUGAAGAUGUGCUGGAUUGCAACACCUUUCAGCCCUAAUCAGUGUGGCUAGUGGUCAGGGAUGAUGGGAAUUAGCAUAGGAAGCUGCUUUAUAUUGGGUCAGGCCAUCUAGCUUAGUAUUGUCUACAUUGACUAGCAACUUCUAUCAUACAGUCUUCUGUUUUUGUAUAAUACAAAUUUUAAUAUAAUUUAACAUAAUUGAUCAAGACUGCUCAUCUAAUAUGCCUAUAAUUCCAGUUGCUGGGGAAUCACAAGUGGGGAGAGUGCUCUGGUCCUGCUUGAGGGUUUCCCACAGGCAUCUGGUUGUUCAUUGUGAGAACAACAUGCUGGAGUAGAUGGGCCAUUGGCCUGAUCCAGCAGGUUCUUCUUAGGCUGUUAGUUUGCACAACAGUACCCAGAGUUCAACUUGAAGUUUUCCUGAGGUUUUUCAAACUGGUGGUUAAACAAAAUGCUGGUUAGUAGUUUGUUUUACUUAUAAGAUUUCUUUCUGUGUUCCUUUAAAACUAGUUAUAAUUGCACUAUAUGCUAUUUUGUCAUGUAAUGAAACCUGCCAUAUUAAGUUAACUGUUCUAUUCUUAAUCUUUUCUACAGCUUGGGUUGGUUCCCUGUCCAUGGGAAUGAUCUUCUUCUGUUCUCCCAUAGUCAGUGUAUUUACCAACCUAUUUGGCUGCCGGAAAGUAGCUGUUGUUGGAGCAGCAGUGGCACUUGUUGGGCUUUUGUCAAGCUCAUUUGUAAGGUAAGAAUACACAUUCCACUGACUUUUCUGAAUGCACAUGGCCUUUGGCAGUGUAUCUUAAUUUAGACCAUUUUGGCUGACCGAAGAUAUAUGAUACCUCCUGGCAUCCUGAUCAUAUAUCCUGAAGAUACCACCACUACAUAGCUUUUAUUUGCAGACCUUACCAUAUAUUCUUUAUAGAUAGUGAGCACAUGGCAUGGUGGCUUAUGCUGCACCUCUCUUCUGACAUAGACAAGGCAGUAUUAUGUGCUACAAAAUAUUUGAAAGGCAGCCUUUUGAGUAUUAAACUGUCAUCUAUGAUAAUCAAGUAUUAAGCUCAAUAUGUCCAGGAGGAAAGCAAGAAAGUAAAGUUCAAGUGUCUACUCAAGGUUCUAUCAAACAAAAUUUAAAUGUAAGAAAUAUUCUGUGGCCUUAUGAUUUUCUAAACUGACUAAGUGGACCAGAAAUAAUUAACAUAAAAGAAUGAUAUUUGGCAUUUAUAUAGUACUUUGGAGGGUUAAAAUCAUUUCACAUAGAUUACUUCAAUAAUCUUUUAUAAGAAUGUCUAGGUUUCUUGCCUAUGGUCCUGUAGUAUGUUCAAAGCAGUAAUGAGAUUUUUAACUGGGUAUGGAGCUGUGAACCAGCCCCUUUCUUUGCUGCUCAUUCUUGCAAGACAAGAUAAUUCAUACACUGGGCUGCACAGAUAGUGCACCAAGGAAAGAGCCAGCAUAAUGGCUACCAAUGACUACUAGUUAUGAUGGCUAAAUGUUAUCUCCGGUAUUGGAGCUAGUAUGUCCCUGGAUACCAGCUGUUGGGGAAGCUGAAAGGAAGAGUGCUGUUGCACUCAUGUCUGUCAUAUGGCAUUCCCAUAGGCAUUGGGUUGGUCACUGUGGGAAACAGAAUGCUGGACUAAAUAGCUUUGGACUGAUCCACAGGGCUGUUCUUAAGCUCUUAAUAAAAUAAGAGGCAUUCAUGUUUUCCAAUGAUGGAACCCUGUAGCACCUCUUUAUUGCCAGAUAGUGUGUCUUUCCAUUGAUAAGCACCUUGUAUAUGGGAGAGAUUUCUGAUGGAGAAGACAAAAUGGAGAAGAGGUUAGUGGUGGUGUUAUGGUAUCCCUGAAAGGAAUAUUUCUUGCUUAUUUGAGCAGAUUUUUAGAAGGGAGAACAGACUUGCCUUCUAUUACCUUAUGCCACAUGCUAGGCAUAAGCAGUUUGGUUAUAUUAGUGUCUUGCUUCCCCCACUUUUUUCCCUCCCCACUAGAUUUGUGAAGAAACAUCUUAGAUGUGGCUGUCUGCUUUUCUUCUACCAAACACAACUCUGUGCUUUUUUUAUCUCUGUUUUAAUGAGUCAUAAGGUCUAGAUAAAUAUUAACCAGUAUUUAAUGCUACUUCCUCACUUAUUAAUGAUGAUGGCCUUGAAUGAGUCUGUUGUACUGGAACAUGCUCUAAAAGCUUUCAGUAAAAUUAAUAUGCAGAAAUAUACUUUUCCAACCAAAUUUAAUUAUCUUUGAAUAUUUAGUAGAGAUAAUGUAUUAUUAUUUUAAAUAACAUUGAUUUAUCCUGCACAGAGAGUUCUUGUUUCUUAAAACCUUACUAAUUAUUGAUAUACCUAUUUUUGUUAACUAAACAUAAAUAUUGGUUUCUUAUUUUUACUGAUGCCUCUCCUAUGUUUUGUAGCUAUUAUAGAACAAUGGAAAAAAGCAGGUUUAUGAUGUUUAUAAUAGUACAGUGGUACCUCAGGUUAAGUACUUAAUUCGUUCCGGAGGUCUGUACUUAACCUGAAACUGUUCUUAACCUGAAGCACCACUUUAGCUAAUGGGGCCUCCUGCUGUUGCCGCGCCGCUGGAGCCCGAUUUCUGUUCUCAUCCUGAAGCAAAGUUCUUAGCCUGAAGCACUAUUUCUGGGUUAGCGGAGUGUGUAACCUGAAGCGUAUGUAACCCGAGGUACCACUGUACAUUAAUCUUGAUAGAACACACACAUUGGAUCCAGAGAACUGUGCAACUACCGUGUACACAAGGGAGCUUGAAUUAGUUUUUGUUUUUAAAAUAGCAAUUCCCCUAUGCUUGCCACAUGACAAAUUUCAUUUGAAACUGAGGUUAUGUUAUUUUUAAAAUGUUAAUUUCCAACAGCGGAGGGACUAUUCAAAGCAAUCUGUGAAAGAACUUGAGAAUUGAACAAGGGGGGUGUCAUUGGAAGAAAAAAAAAUGUUUUUAAACAAUCCGGUCUUCAUGCCUAAGUUCAUGUGUGCACCUAAAGUUGUGCAUCAGUCACAUCUGUAUUUUUUGGCAUAAGUAUUUUUUCCACCUCCAGGAACUUAGUAAAGCAAAUAAGAGUUCAACAGCUGCAGAUGAAGUUUUUAAUAAAUUUCUCUGAUAAUCUAUUUGCUCUUCAAGGAGAAGAUAAGAUGUGGGUAGCUUGCUUUUCAGAAACAAAGCAUACAGAAUUGUGGUUUCAAUACAUAUUGUUCAGAGAGAACUCUUCCAGUUUUCCAUUACGUGUAUUAAACUAGGGAGAUAAGUCCAUUAACACAGCUUCUGUUUUAGAUCAACCAUAGCUUGUCUUGUUGUUCAAGCCUCUACAAACUUGUGCUUAUUCUUAACUAUGGCUUGCUAGUUUGCUGGAUCACAACCUACCCCACAAACCUGCAAAUCAAAUGAAGUCACAUUUGAAGACCUCCCUCAUUCUGUCACCGUGAGAUGACGUGGGCCUUAGUAGUGUCCCAGUUGCGGAACUCCAAGGAGGUUAAACUGAUACCUGUUGCCUUUUAGACAGAAAUUAAAAUGCUAUUGUACUGCCAGAUUCUUAGUAUAUAUUAAUCUUCCUAACUAUCAUUUUACUUCAACUCUUAAUGCUAUCUUGUUUUUAUGUGCAUUUAGUGUUUACUGUUUUAAACAAGCUUGGGAUCCCUUCUUAGGGACAGAAGGUAGCAUAAAGUGUUUUUAUAAGGAAAAAUAAAAGAAAUAUGCAGAACAUAACUGUUAACUUUUUCUGUUUUAUUGUAGCUCACUUGGACCUCUAUACUUCACUUAUGGAAUCUUAUUUGGCUGUGGUUGCUCAUUUACCUAUCAGCCAUCCCUGGUCAUUUUGGGGCAUUAUUUCAAGAAGCGCCUGGGACUGGUGAAUGGCAUUGUCACUGCUGGCAGCAGCUUGUUUACUGUAACACUGCCCUUUCUUUUAACUGUACUGAUUGACUCAGUUGGCUUAUACAACACUUUCCGGAUCCUGUGCAUUUUUGUGUUCGUUCUCUUCCUGGCUGGUUUUACUUACAAACCUCUCAUUCCCAGUGCCAAAGAAAAUGGGGAAAAGAGCAAGUCCACAUUUCCUCCUGCAAAAAAUAUUUUUAAUUUUUCCAUUUUUAAAAUUAAGAGUUAUCUAAUCUGGGCUAUUGGGAUCCCAGCUGCCUUAUUUGGAUACUUCAUACCUUAUGUGCACCUAGUAAGUAAACUUAUUUCUCUCUCUCAUAUAGAUAGAUAGAUAUGUUAUUCUAAAGGAAUAUAAGAAAUAGAUACAUUUUAAGUCCAAAUGAAGACGAUCCCAGGAACAAAUAUUUAAAUCCUAUAUAACCUUGAACAGGAAUAUGUAAAUAUAAACUGCAGUUAAUCUAUGUAUGAUUAAAACAGAAUUCUUCUGGUAUAGAAGACCUGGUUAUUUUAACUUAGUAGUUCUUUGUCUGGCUCUUAGCAGAAUCUAUUAUAAUUGAGUACAUUCUGUCAUGCCUCCUGUUGUUUUCAACCAAACAAUUGUUUUAUUCAAGGCUUUGUGAAACUUUUAGAUAAAUCAUACAGCAAUUUCCAGAGGGGUAGCUGUGUUAGUCUUUUGCAGUUUAUAUAUUUAGCUCUAGGCUCUACAACUUGCAGAAGUUAUGAGCCUUCUCUUUAGCAAUUUUUUGUUUAUUUAAAAGGCUAUGCAUCCUCUUCAUUUUAUACACGUUUUAUUAAAUUUGGUCAUUUUUAUAUUGAUUUAAUAAGCCAAGUGAUACACAGUUGCUUUGCAUCUGUAUGCAACCCCUUUGUACAAGUCAUGAUUAAGUAAAGAAGUCUCUUAUUAAUCAUAGUUUCCUGUUUCAUCGGAAUUGGGGAACAAUUGUUAUCAGCUUUGGAACAAGGUGCCUGUGAGAAAGUCCUAUUAAAUUCAGUGAAGUGUGCUCAGUUAGGUGGGUUUAGAAUUGCAGACUAAAUCUGGAGGAUAGCUCCCAAUAUUUGGGCAGGAAGGAUGGAUCUGCUUUUGUGUGUCCAGUCCUUAGCACAAAGGCUAUGAGACAAAUAAGUCAUUCAUACACACACACACAAUAUUCCUGGGUCAUUACUUAAAAUAUUAACUCUGAUUUCAUUUGAAAAUUACUUUUUGUAAAACCCUAGCAAGAAAUAUAAAUCGUUUUUAUGGAAUCGGUUAUAUUUGAAGAGUUUACAAUCCCCAAAAAGCACAUUUAAAGUAUUUUCUGUCCCUUCCUUUGUUUCUGGUAAGUGCUGGGAGAAUGCAUCCCUUUGUUGUUCGGUAUUAUGAUUGCCAAUAUUGUGGUACUUAAUCUAUUGAAGAAGCAUGUGAAGCCUAUGGGGUAAGGUUUUUGUAUGUAAAACUUAGGACAGAUAGUGAGAGAAUUUACGUUGUUCUUGCUUUUCUGCAUCACAACAGAACUGGCAGCAUGUAGAUGCAUCUACAACUCAAUGUGUUGAGUUCUACUGCAUUCCCCCUUCUCUCUCUUACCCCGUUUUCCUCCCCUCCUCCCAUUUUUUCAUCUAUUCUGUCUGGUUUAUUUCUUACUAAUAACUGGCUGCUUGUUCUAGUAGCCUUCUCCCUUUCUCUGUUCCGCCCCAUGGGUGUUCUAACAUGGGGAAAUGAAGGUGUGUUGGGCCAAGUUGUUUGCUACAAAUUGGAAAAAAAUAAAAUCUUAGGAAGCAGUGACAAAACCAACAUGGGGAGCAUGAGACCCAAACUCUAUUCUCAAUAGACAGAGCACAUUGAAGUGUGUUUUUCAGACUCCAAUCCAUUGGCAGAAGGAAGCAUUCAUGUACAGGUGUUCAGUACACUUAGAAAAAACCCCAAGCAGAAGUCUACUUCAGAUUUUACUGCAGUAUGAUGUGAUAUUUUGAACGUUUGCUUACAUUGAUGCUUAAAUAAUUUACAAUGUCUUUGUUUCCUCCUUUGCAAAUUUAUGUCUUUGGUGUUGACUUGAUAUAUAAUACAAUGCAAUGUCUUGUAAACUGGAUAAAUCAUUUGAGCUGGCAGCUGUGGCUUCUUUAGAGAAUAUCCUUGCUCAUUUUUGAAGUAUUGAAAUUGUUUGUGGUAGGGAUCUCUGUUUCUGAAUAAGUGCAACUUCAAUUUUGUGAAUUUCAUAGGUUUGCAUCUAGCGUUUGAUAAAAAAGGGUGCUAGAUAAACCUAAGGGGACCUCUUGGUUUCAGUGUUUGUCCUACCUUCUGUAUAUCUCAUAUUUCCUGCAUUGUCUUUUUUUUUUUUUUUUUUUGUAAAUGGGUAUGCUUUGGGUAUUGAUCAAGACUUUUUAUAUAUCCACGUAUCUUUUCUAAAAUUGAAUUUGUACUAGGAAAUAGAAAUGAGGUCAGCCUGCUCAUGAGGUGCAUUGAAGGCCUAACUCAGGCAAGAAAUAGUAGUUCCGAAUAGAUUGCCUUGUGCCCUAACUACUGAUGAUUGGUGGCAUCAGGGGAAACAGCUCCAGGAUGCUGCAAGGCAAGUGCAAUGUGUGCAGACACCCUGUGACUGUGCCGUGACAUCUCCAUAUUGGUGAUGCUCUUGAGCAGGCACAGGCAAACUCUGGCCCUCCAGAUGUUUGGGACUACAAUUCCCAUCAUCCCUGACCACUGGUCCUGUUAGCUAGGGAUAAUGGGAAUUGUAGUCCCAAACAUCUGGAGGGCCAGAGUUUGCCUAUGCCUGCUCAAGAGCAAUGACUAGGAAGCCUGCUCACAGUGGACAUCUGCUAUCAAUUUGGAGCUGAAAGACAACCUGAUAAUAGACAGAGGUAGCUAGCUUGUUCAGCUAGGGCUGUGAAUAAGGCUACUCCAUUGAAAAACACCAGUAGCAUUAUGUAUAAUGAUGAAAACUCAUACCUGAAACAUUGCUAACGUUGCUUGUCUAACCCCAUCUUAACCUUCAGUGUCUGGAUUCUCAACAAGUUGUCAUUAAUGAACUAUUGACCCCCCCCCCCAAAAAAAACAACAACCUUCAGACUAAAUUCCUGAAGUUCAACUUUAGAUUGCUUGGAAAAGAUUAUAAAACAAUUUACUUGCCUUUGGAUUUACCUCUGCUGUGUCUGCCCCUGCCCAGUGCCUAAGUUUAAAAUUGGAGGACUGUAGCAACUUUGGUAUGUGCUUUAGAGGGCUGCUGGAGCUGGAGAACAAUCAGAGAAAAGUAGAGAACCCCUGCCCCUGUAAACACACAUACCUUCCAAUUGCCAGAGAGGCCCUUUGGAUCCAGCCUUAAAUAAUACUUGGCAAUAUAUUUUUUAAAAAAGGAAGAAUGACUUUGUGGAUAUUUUACCCAAAAUGCAGAGCACUGUGAUCUUCAAAACAAGUGUCUAGGGCACAACCCAGUCUUGGCAAGCAUAGGUUCCAAAUUCUGUAUGAAUUUAUGAAUUAACUCCUAAUUUACUUUUACUGAAUUAAGCAUUUACUGAGCAUUUUGCAUAAUUGUCUCGAUAAUAACUAGCUGCUUUAAAACAGUAUUUUCUAUGUCUGUAUAAAAAUAAGUUUGAUUAUCUUUUUAGAUAUUCUCAAGUAUGACUGUUAAAUAUAAUAUUUAUUCCCACUAUCCUCCUCUUGUGUACUUUCCCCUCUUUCUUUCUGUUUCUUCUUCAUCCAUGCCACCUUCUACACAUUUUUUCCUAUCCAAAGUUAAUAUGGUACCUGUGUAUUACAGUGCCAUCUUGAUUUUUAGCUGGACAUUUUCUAAGGCACCAGAUCUUCAGUGGCUCCUGUGUGCUGUACUUGCUUUUCUAAUCUUUACAUUUAUCUUCCUUCAGAUCUCAACUUCUGCUGCAAUUUGACUGCCCAGGUUAGUGAAUUUCCCCCCCUUUAUACUGCAUUUCUUACUAUGCAUUUCUUAUCUCUUCUUUGCACUUGUCAAUAAUGACCUGGCAGUCUAGCCCCUUUACUUCCAUCUGAAAGUGAUACAUUAUAGAUGUUCAUUUUAAAAAUGUCAGGAAACUAUUUUCCCCUCCACAGAACAGUACUCUCUUUAACAGUGCUCUGCCGUGUUUGCACCAGGCCAAACUGGUGAUUGUUCAUCAUAAUUAUCAGUGACUACUUAUCGGUGCUAUUUUUGUUGGCAUAUAGAAAUAUUCUUCUCUUGAAACUUCUAUAAAAUAUUGGAAGAGGGAAAGGGCAGAAGAGCAAAAGGAAUGUGAGGCAUGAAUGUUAAAUGCAACGAGGCAGUAGACAUAUAAAAUGUUGGCUGACAUCAAAUAUUAUUUCUCAUGAUAGAUCAUUUUACUUCCCUGUUCCAGGGAUUUAGAGCAAGAAUAAUAAUAAUAAUAAUAAUAUUUAUUUUCAUCAGCCACUAGCCAAAGCCAUAGCAAUAAAAUUAAAUAAAAUAAAAUGUACUGGAGAUAGAGGUAAAAACUUAACUAUACAAAAUACAUUCUGGAAGUUUACAUCAAUAAUCAAAUAAUAGAACUUAUUCGAAUUGCCCCUGCUAAUUUUUUUGCAGUUUUUGCUGUCACCUGAUUAUCUUGAUCUGCUAGAAGAAAGGACACAGUAGCAAUGGUUGAGGGACCUGGUAUGAAUAGUAGUAGAGGGGUAAUAACCUCAUUCCUCAAAUCUUUAUAAAGAAUUCAAGUUAGAAACACAUGAGCUACUGAUUCAAUACUGCCAUCUCUACAUGGACAUAACUCUUUUUCCAGCGGAAUUUUUUGAAAUCAACCCUCAAGUACAGCUGAAGGAAGUAUAUUUAAUCUUGUGUAAGUGAAAGCUCAUCUGUAUUUUGGAAUUGUUAAAUUUUGCAAAUAGGGUGCCAACGUGUCAAAAUGACUAGGUGGGAAAUAAUCAUACCAUGGACAAAAUUUCUUUAUCAUGGCCAAAUCAUUCUGUCGCUCAAUAUCAUAUAGGCACCAUCUAAUAAAAUUAUUUGCUUUACUGAAACUCAGUGUUAAUAACUGUUGUGGUGAUAAACGAGAAAAGUAAAGCUUUUGGUUGACAAUUUUAGUCUAAGUGCUCUCAUGACAAUUUUGCGAUACUAAGGGUAGUAGACUGGUGGGGUUUAAAUUCAGCUGAAGCCAAUAACUGAAUGUCCUACACCAAAUUUGUAAUUCAACAGAGGGGAAAUUAGGCUCCAAGUGCAAUGAAGCAUUUGGAACACAGGAUGAAACAGAAAAAAAAAUGCCUUAGGAACUUAGAUUGAACAGCUUCUGUAGAUACAAGGUGAGCUCCUGUCCAAAGCUGAGCUCCAUAUAAAUAACUGUGCUAGAAGUUUAGCUUGAAACACUUUUAAUUGCUGAUGGUAUGUGAUUGCCACCUUUUGUAUGCACUUUGAGACACGUUUUUCUUUGCAUAUUUAUGAUGUGCUCCCCAUGACUCUGUUGACUGAAAAAUAAGGCUGAGGUAUUUUAAGACUUUAACUUGUUCGAUCAACUGAUUAUCCAUAUACUCUAAACUUGUGGCUUAGAGCAAGUUACAGCAAGUUAAUCCAAACUGGUUAGGGAUUUAAUUUUUAAAGCACAAUCCUAUGCAUGUAUGCUCAGAAGUAUGCCCCAGUGAGUUCAGUAGGACUUACUGCAAGUUAACUGUAUAUGAUCACAGCCUGAAUCCCCCAUGGCCAUACCCAGUUCAUCAUCCAUUGUAUUACUUUCCACAUGAAUCUAUGUUAUAAUCAAAUUACUCAUUCUCUUGAGGCUGUGAUCCUUAAUGUGAAUCCACAUGUAGCAUGUAUAUAAGCUUAAUGACAGUGCAGUGAGCUUCACAAAUGCGAUGAAGUUUCUGACCCCUUUCCACCCAAAUGGAAGCUGAAACUAUGCUACCGUAUUGGCCCGAAUAUAAGCUGUACCUUUACAAUUGGAGGGGGGGAAGAAAAAAAGAAAAAAUACUGGAAUAUAAACCGCUCUAUUCCUCACUGCCCCUGGCUGCAUACUAGACCGGGGGCGGGGGAGCUGCACUUGGUUGCCGGUGGCCUCACAGAGUGAUAUAAUAGCUUUGAUGUCACUCUGUGCAAAACAUUAAAAUAGUGCUGCUUUUACAAUGUUUAUUUAUGAGCCUCUUUUGUUAUCUAAUACCAAAAUUAGUGCAAAGGACCAAUGAAUGGUAUUAACCUUAGGGUUAUUGAAAAGGCUGAGUACACACACUUCCAAAGUCGUCAUUCAUUUAUAUUUAAUAAUUUCUGUAUUGCAUUUCAAGAGUAAAAUUCUUCCCAACGCAGUUCACAUAACCUGCAACAAUAAAAUAGAGUAAAUAACAUUUAAAAGCAUUUCAAGAAAAUAAUCCUAUAUUAUUAAAAUAAGAAAUCUAGCAUGGUGCAAGGCAAUUAGAUUCCCAGUCAUUGUUAGUUUUUGUAAGACUAGAUAAAUAGAUCUUGAAAAUAUCCAGGGAUGGGGCCAAAUAUCUAAUGGGAUAGUAUUCCACAAUUGUGCAUCCACUGCUAAAAAAACUCUGGCCCGUGUGCUUGGCAAACUAAUUUACUUUGCUUGUGGGGAUCUCAACAGAACAUCCUCUUAAGGCACAGGCAAACUUGUAUUGGUAUAGUCAAUCCUUUUAAGUUACCUGAUCCCAAACUGUUCAGGGCUUUAAAGGUCAUGACCAGCACUUUAAACUGGGCCUGGAAACACACUGGCAAUCAGUGCAACUAUACAAUAUUUGUAUAAUGGGUAGCAUUCAAUGCACUUGUUCCAUUAACACAAGGAUUUAUAUUUGUACCACAGAACUUUCUCUCCCUCCCUCCAAUUGGGAUAACCCCUUAAACAGAUUUAGGGGUUCUGCAGGUAAGCAGGGAGUUCCACUGCAUAUGCAUGAAUCCUGCUGACAGAACGAGUUACUAGUGCUACAUUGAAUGCAACUCAAUAUGCUGCUUACCUGGUUCUAGCCUGGAGUUGUGGCCACAUUUUUUACUAGUUGAGGUUUCCAAACAGUCUUUAAAGGUAGCCCAACAUAUUGUAUUAUAGAAUGUAUUAUAGUGUUUUAUAUAAUACACAGAGUAUAUUACAGUGGCCAAUUUGGGAUGUCAGUAGCGCAUGGAUAACUGUGACAAUCCCCAUUCUCUUUAGUUUGUCACAGCCGUCAGAUCAGCCUAAGCUGAUGAAAGGUACUUCUGGCCACAGCAGCCACCUGAGCUUCCCCAAGUCAUGCUGAGUCCAAGAGUAUAACCAAGUAUUUUAGGAGGUGUGCAACACAGCCCAAGACCGGUUGUAAUCCUCUAUCCAGAAUAGUCUCUUUCCUUACCCACAAUACUUCAAUUUUAGAUGGAUUAAGUUCCACCUUGUUCACCUUUAUUCUGUCCAAUCUAGCUAUCAGCCAUCGGUUCAGUACUUCAGAAACCUGCCUACAGGCUAGCUCAAUACAUUUUGCUGCCAAAGGCAAAGGAAAAGAUGGUGCCCUCCCCAAGGCACAUGCAGAGGCAAAGGUGGAUUUAGGGAUUCUAGGUGUGGAGCCUGUGGGGGUUUGUGCACCAUAUUUUGGUGUUGCACAGGGCAUUAUUGAAAUUUGAGACCCCAAGGAUUGCCACUGGCAGAAGCCAAUUUGACUGGUAGUUGAAUCUUACUCCAAUACUGGUAAGAGGACAGUAUCUUCCACCACAGAUGAGGGCAGCAGGCUAGCACAGGGGGUACAGGGCAGGCCACAUGGCACACACAGCUCUGCCCCCUCCCACACCUCAGCAUCUCCCCCCUGAGGCAGCUGUAUCACUCAGCCUCAUAGGGUUGGCCUUGCCUGCCUGGGAUUAGCCGCUGGAAAAGAGAAAUAGAGCUGUGUGUCAUCUACAUAUUUAUGAUUCUUCAGUCUAAAGCUCUAGAUUAUUUCUCCCUGCAUUUUCAUGUAGAAGUUAAACAGCAUAUGUGACAUUGUGGAAUCUUGAGUCACCGGAAAGGCUAAGGGGUGGAACAGAAGUCCCUCAGCAUGUUUAAUUAAAUGUAGGAUUUAUAACCACAGCAGUUUUAUUUCUGGCUAUUAGUACACAAUUUUAUUACACUCUUGAACUCCCCAGAAAUAUAAGCUAUGAGUAGGGGCAUGAAGAGUAUAUAUUCCUUAAGUUAAUGUACUUUGAAAGUCUUGAGUUCAGCAUUCAAAAGUAGCUAAUUUUGAAUGGAACAGAAAUGGGCAAGUUGACAUGUACCUGGUGUUUGAUAUUACAGUGUGUGUGUGUGUGUGUGUGUGUGUGUGUAGCCACCUUAUUUUCUCAUUAAACAGCAUUAUAAAGAACAUUAGAAACUGCCUUAUACUGAGUCAGUUCAUCUGUCUUGGUAUUGUUUACUCCAGGUAUAGGGAAUUUGUAGCCUUUCAGAUGUUGGAUUAUAAAUCCUAUCAUCCAUUGGCCAUGCUGGCAGGACCUGAUGGGAACAAUAUCUGGAGGGCCAGAGGUUUCUUAUUUCUGGUCUAUACUUCCUGGCAUUAGCUCAUCAAUUUCAGACAGAAAUUUUCCCAAUCCAACCUGGGACAUUUCAUGCAAAGCAUAUAGUCUGGGCUGGAUUAAGACCUUUAGAGGCCCUAAGCACUUAAAAGAUUUUGGUGUCAUAUAUAUAUAUAAAUAUAAACAAUAAUAAUAAAAAUUAUUUUUUGAAAUGAAACAAAACCUACAGAAAAUUGAAAAAUAAUGUUUAUUUUUGUAUAUUUUUAUAAAUAAUGCUUUGUUGUUGUUCAGCCGUGCCAUAUGGUCCAUGGUAAAUUUGGCAAAGUUCUGGUGCCCUCUAUUUCCUACUGUUGAUAAGGGAGCAGUAUUAAUUGUGUUAGUUUUCACUCUCUAACUGACUGAGUAUAUACUUCUAGAAGACUAAAUAAGUGGAGUUCUAAUUGCUGCAAAUUAUCACCAGUGGUGACUGGAAGCGAGAGACUGGCACACACCAGCUAAUAGUAUAAAAAUCAGUUGCAUUUAAGAUGUAUAGAGUACUGUUACCUUUAUAAAUGAUUCAUUUGCAUGAUAACAGUUAAAACAAAUAGUGUCUUUAGUGCUUUUCUGUGUGUACAUUUCUUGCAGAUGUUAACAUUAGUGGUAAAUCACUGACUUUAGAAGUACUGUCAAAAACCAUUGUACAUACAGAACCACAAUGAUCCAAGUUUGGGUAGUUAAUAGGAUAUAACCAAGCUUCUCCCAGACUCCUGUGUGUAGUCUUAAGUGGGUCUUAGCAAUAAUAAUAAUAAUAAUAAUAAUAAUAAUAAUAAUAAUAAUGUGAUGUUAUUUUCUUCUGUUGGUUGUGGGGUGACUCUGGUACAAGAUUUAUGAUAUGGGUGAAGUUAAGUCUUUUUGAAGUGCCACUUGCUUCCUUUUGGAAUUUAAAAGCAGGAUCAGUUAGCCUUACUAGUACCCUUUCUUUGGUCUAGAGUGAGUGUACUAGGUAACAAACUGUCAUUUUUCCUUCAGAGUUUCUCCAGAUGUUGCUGAACUACAACUCCCAUAAUCUCUGGCUAGUGACCAUGCUUGUUGGGGCUGAUGGAAAUUGUAGUUCAACAACAUCUGGAGGGUCAUAGGUUCCUCACAUCUGAUUUACUUAAUCCCUCUUCCAAAGACUUUAGAGUGAUAUAUAUAGCUCUUCCCCUUAUUAUUCCUUUCAACAAUUCUGUGAGAGGCAAUGAACAAUUGGCUUGAUGGGCAAACAGAGAUCUAGACCAGUAUUGUAACCUAAGCCACAAAUUCUUAAACUGUUUUAGUUUAGCAUUCCUGAGCACACUUUCAUGGAAUAAACUCCUACUAAAAAUAAAUUGGAUGCACUUGCAAAUAGAGAAGUUUAUUAUCAUUAUGCAAAAGGGUGAAGUAAACAGCACAUCUGAAGAUAACUGAGGCUUGUCAGCACUGGCUAUGCUUAAAUUGCAGCUAUGUGUUCUGUACCUUGCACCAGAUAAUUUCUUUUAUAAACAGCAGUGGUGAAGGAAGACACUAAUUCUCUGGAACUUUAAUUCUCUAAUAAAGGCAUUUUGCCUUGUGGGGGGAAAAGAGUGGAAAGAACAUGCUUUUGUUUAAUGGGUUAAGUACCAAAAAGUGUAUACCCAUAAGUAAAAAGGACUAAACAAAUAGUUUUCACACUUCUCUUCAUUAGGAGUUCUGCUUUAUAAUGCCAUUAUAAAAUACAGUGUGUCGCAUACUUCACAAACUUAGUAGAAUCAGAAGAUUUAGGCUUUUACAUUCAGUUUUUGUUUUUUUGUUUACAACUGUCUAAGGAAAUUACAUUUUUUAUUUUAAAACCUAGUUCAUAUCAGUGCAAUGUUUCUUGACCAACCUAUAAAUUGGUUUUGUGGGUGGGGUAAUGAGAGUGUGGUUGUAUUAUUCUGUUGGCUUUAAAUGUGCUGUGACUCAUCUGAACUCUUCAUAAGCUAAUGGUCAUACAUUCUGUAUUAUUCUUCCAUCUUUAAUAUUUUUUCCUUCAACAACGUAUCUUUAUUUAUUUCUUAAACCAUUUCUCAUUGUGUGAAAGAAUAGUAUCUGGUCACUCUUUCCCCCUUAUUUUUUUCUUGAUAACACUUGGGAAAUCUUAGAUCUUUAUUUUCUACAUUUUCUACAUAUUUUUCUUUGUACACAUUUAUAGUUCUUUUAGUUCUUUGUCUUUGGGUGGGAUCUGAUUAUUUCAUACUCGGAGUAGACCCUUUGACACGAACUUUCCCCGCAAUGAAUUUUUAUUGAUUUUCCAGUAAUUACCAUAACACAGCAUAACAACAACUUUAAAUUAUCCAGUAUUACAGUCUAUGAGUCUUCAUAUGCCAUCACAUUGCCAACUAUCAGCUCUGAUAGUACUUAUUGCCUGUAAACUGGCAGACCUCAUAUUUUGCCAGUUUACAGAUAAUGAUCCACAGUUACAUGUGGCUUGAUGGACGGCAGUCUAGAAAUAUAACAGCAGACCACAACUUCCUCUGUUUCCAGUUGUCUGUAUUUUUGUCAUGUUAAUCUCUUUCAGAAGUAACCAAUUGACCUUUCAGGCAACUUUAAAAAUAUGACUGAGAGCAUCAUGAAGAAAAAUCCGUUUUAUGAUUAGGAAAGGUAGAUUUUCUUGUUGAAUUCAUGCCAUCUUUUUGUUUUUGAACAGUUGCACCAUGUGAAGGAACGUAUUGGUGAACAUGUUCCAGAUGAGACACUUCUGCUUUGCCUUGGCAUUACUUCAGGAGUUGGUCGAUUGAUCUUUGGCAGAAUUGCAGACUAUAUUCCGGGUGCAAGAAAGGUUUAUCUACAGGUACACCAAAUACAUAACAACCCUGAUAAGAUUAGAAAUUGUAAUUGUUUUUAGAUUGCAGCUGAUACUAUGUAAUAUUUAUAUUGUACUUUGUAAUUUUGUUUUGUGAUUUAUUUUUAUCUUAUGUAUUUUAUAUACAGUACUCCACCAGUAAUUGGCUCUAAACAAAUGGGCACCACUUAAUGGUAGGGGCUAAAUGUGUGGCUUGGACCCAUGUAGUCAGGACCAACCAGCUAUGAUCCGGUGCAGGGCAUGCUGAGGUCUGCCUUUGUGAAAAAUCUUAUCAGACAGGAAGCCUGUUGGAUCAGAGGGAGACUAACAGGAUGGAACAAUAGUUUCUCUUGAAGUUUGGCUCCCACAGAGAACUUAAAUCAAAAUGCAAAGAAGGAUAUCUUUAUGUUCAAGACUCAGCAGGGCUACUUGCUGGAGAUGGUAUCCAAGUAAAUCCUUUUGUUCUGUCUAUCAGGGUCUAAGUAAAUAUUUCCUCACCUGUAUGAUUAGGAAGGGGUGCAUAUGAGUGAUUCACAGGACUUUGCAGAUAUCAGGAAGGGAAGCUAACUGCAUUCUUCUUUGAAGUUUCAAUGUUAGGAAACGACAAGUCUGAGCAGAGAGAGAUUAACUCCAGUGUGAUUGACUCUGCUUAAUAGAAAUAUUGAAAUUCAAUAUCCUAAUAUUAGCACAACACAGAAUUUUGAAUCUGGUCUUUUAAGCAUAUAUUUGAGAGAAGGUACUAUUGAAACACAUUGAAUUGGCCAGUAAGUUGUUAGUGAUUUAAAAAUUGCACAUGAAACCUUUCACCAUACUUGGCCUGACAGAUUACCAAGCUUGCAAGAUUAUACCAUGGAUUGAAUGUUGAAAUUGGUCUGGCGUGUGUGAGUUCAGUGAUGAUGAUGAUGAUUAUAAUCCUUCCAUGCUUUGUGAAUGCUGUUACAGUAAACAUGCACUAUAUCUAGUCCCCAGCAGAGUGAAGUAAAUUCUAGAGAGGAUUGCCUUGAUACAAGGUUCAGUUUCACUGUUGUUGUUUUCCCUUAUUAAAUAAGACUUAUUUAAAAACAUUUGCUCUAGUACUAGAGAUGGGAAGUACACAACUGGCCAAAAAAAAAAAUUCUCCUCACUCCAAAAGUUUAUAAAUUGGCAGGUCACUGCUGCAGAUGAGAGGUGUUUAGUUGUUGCUGAUUGCUACUUUUUCUGGUUUAUUCGUAAAUAACUACAUGGACAUGGCCACACUUGUGAUAGGGUGGUGUACAUGUUGGGAAGAGUCUCAGAAAAUGUUCCGUAGGUGCCCAUGGCAUGCAAAUAGCCUCUCCAAAUGGUGGGGAAAUGCAAUAUCCUUGCAAUUAUUUUGUUCUAAGAAAUUAUUUCUUUAAAAUAUUUUUUGUAUCAAAUGCAAAAUCAUUAUCCAAGGCAGUUUACAAAAUGAAAUGAAAACUAUUACAUAAAACAAUUAUUAUAAAUUAUAGAAAUUACAAUUAACGCAAAGAGCAUUCCAAAUGAAAAUGAAUGGAAAAUAAAUGGAAGUGCUCCCUUUAUUGCAAGGUUUCAAAAACCUUUCCCCGAAUAAAUGUAGUUUUAAUUGCUUAACCACAACAAAAUCUGGAAUGGCUUCAUAAUAUUUAGUACCCUGAAACCUGCCCCUUUAUUCUGAUUUUACAAUUACACUUUCCUUUACCAAUAUGUAGGUGAUAUCAUUUUUCUUCAUUGGCCUGAUGUCUAUGAUGAUUCCAUUAUGUGACUCCUUUGGAAGUCUCAUUGCUGUCUGCCUCUUCAUGGGUCUUUUUGAUGGCUGCUUCAUUAGCAUUAUGGCACCAAUUGCCUUUGAGCUAGUUGGUGCACAGUAUGUUUCUCAGGCAAUUGGAUUCCUCUUGGGCUUCAUGUCUGUUCCAAUGAUAGUUGGUCCACCUGUUGCAGGUAGGCAGAAUUUUUUUGUUUCUAAUCUGUGUAGGAAGCAUGUGAAAGUAGUAAUUGCUUUCAAAGUGUAGAAUUGUGUGUGGUUUUUUUCUUUGUUUGUAUAAUUGUGUAACUUUCUCAAGAGAUUUCAGAUCAGUACUAUUUUUUCCAUUAACAAUGUUGCUUCUUAUAACAUACUGAAGUUGAGGUCUGCAUGUGUUGUAUUCAGGUCUGUUACUUUGUCACAGAAUACUGAAUACUAUUUUCUUUUUCCUCAGGAAUACUUAAAGAUCACCUGGGUACUUAUGAUGUAGCAUUCUACCUAGCAGGAGUUCCCCCAAUGAUCGGAGGAGCUGUAUUGUGUUUCAUCCCAUGGGUGCAUGAAAAGAAGAAACCCAAAGAAAAAGCUAGUCCUAUGGAUGGGAAAACUAUGGAGAAAAUGCUGGAAAUCAAAAGCACCUCAGAGCCAGACUCAUAUGAAAAACCCAGAAAAGAAUCAGAGUCCGUUAUUUAAUGGCCGAUAUUUUUCUUACCAGAUUGAAUUUAUUUUUAUAAGAACUAGGUUAGCUUUCUGUUUAUGAAUUGAAUGUACCGUAUGAUUGUACUUCAAAAGCAAAGCCACAAUGAGAGCUAUCAAAGUAGUAAAGGUUAAAACAAAAUGGUUAAUAGCUAAAAAUGCCUUUCACCCAUUUUUAUAUAGUCUCAAAACACACUUCCACAUACUACAUGGAGCUUUUUGUCAUCAGAAUACAUGCUAGUGAGGGCGUGUGUCAGGAGAAUUUAAAACAAACACAUAUGACUGCAUUUCUGGAACUCAAGAAAUGUCUCCCUUCUACUAACUAAUCCUUUCAUAAUGCAUCCAGCAACUUCAUGAUUCACCUAAUGGUGGAAUGGCAUGCAUCUGGAAUUAUUAGUAACAUCCUAAUGUUCUUAAAGCUACUAUUUUUAAUCUUUAAAAAGAUCUGUGGGGUUUGCAAUGUGGAUUCACAGCUUUUUAGAUCCUCUUAAAAAAAUCUAUGCAGAUUUUGGCAUGCCUAAGACCACUGAUUUCAGUGGGUUUAAGAAUGUCUAAUGCUGUGUAAGAUUGCAGCUUUAGCUUUUAAUCCCCAGGAAACCAUUGCAGUAAACUAUGAAAAUGUAUUUUCAUAAUGCAAUAGUGACAAUUUAACUUUUGCUUAACUCUGCAGUGGAAUCCUUCUUGCAUUUCUUCAUUUAUUUGCUUCAUGUAUUUUAAAGGUGGGUGGCAUCAUGGUAACCUUAUAACUCUUUAUUUCUUAAAUAAUUUAAACUGCUGAGCUAGUGAUAAGCUAAUUAUUCAUGUGUACGUGAAAAACACGGUUCUUACAUCAUCUUUCUUAAUAGGUUACUAGUAAUUAUAAAAUCACAUAUACUGAAUGAAAUCCAACAGGUUUUGCUCUGCUGCUGGAAGCCAUCCAUCAGUAGAAUGGGUAGGGGGUCAAUUUAUUUUAUUUAUUUAUUAAAUUUGUAUACUGCCCUAUACUGGAUGGCAGUUCACAACAUAAAAUUACAAUAUAAAAAACACAAAAUACAUGAUAAAAAUAUAAACAGAAACAAACCAAUAAUCCUCCCUUCCACUACACAUUUAAAAGGGCAUUGAAUGUCAUUCAGCCAGAGGCCUGGUUGAAGAGGAAUGUUUUCACCUGGUGCCCAAAGGUGUAUAAUGAAGGUGCCUUCCUGGGGAGAGCAUUCCACAAACGGGGAGCAGUAUAUGGCAAUUCCUUCUUUGUAAUUCAGCACUCAAUAAUCUUUUCUUGGGGCAUCCUCCAGAGCAAAUCUGGCCAGGAUGCAAGGGGAAGAAAAAUUGCCAGAUUUUGGCGAGGGGAUUCAGGGGUAGUUGCCAAAAAAAUUCCCUACCUCAGAUUUGAUAGGUACAUUUCAUUAGUGCAGCGACACCCAUUGGAUUCCAUCCUAUAUUAUAUAGUGUAGUGAGGCAACUGUUUACCAUCAGAUUUGUCUAUUUUCAUUAUUUAACCCAAAGUGUAGUAAUACUGCUUGUGAUUUCUUUUGAUGGAUCAGUUCAAAUCAAGGGGCAUACUUAAGAUUUCACUAACAUUCUGGUUUCAAUCCUACUAUGCAUCUGAUUCCUUCUGUUGCAGUAUCAAGAGAUAUACAAAGCAACAUAGCCCAUAUAUGGAGGCAAGAUUCUGCUUCUCUUUGGUACUUAACAACAGGUAUGAGAAGAAAGUAAUGAAAUCAAGAUGGAUGGGGAGACCCUUUACUCCUCCAAGUUUCAAACCACAAGCUGUACCUUUCUGAAUGUCCCAAAAACCUCUGACACCUUGCAUUUGCCUUCUGUGGUCUAUAUACCCGCUUUCUUUCAAAAUAUAUACCCCAGUGGGGUAGAAACACCAGCCUUUGGAUCCGAAACAGAGCUUCAGUCUCUAGUUGCAUGGUCUCUAAAAGACAUUCUGCCAAAAUAAUUUCAUUCUCUUUCUAGCUCCUUAAAGAUCAGGGCUAAAAAUUGGUGUUCCUUGCUCACUAUGGGAUCAUGGAAAAACUAUGGAGUAGAAACAAUAGGAAACUGCCCUCAACUACUUCUUCCAAGGAGAUUUGGAGAUUGGAUUAGAUUCACAGUGUCCAUGUGAGGUCUUGGGAGGACCUAAGAGGCUUGUAGAAGGGGUAUGUGUAUGCUCAGAGGUGGUGUUCUUGAUAAAGUGCCUUCAUAUUGCUUGAUCAUGUUAAAAACUUGCUAAGACUUAACAAGAUGUUGCUGCUACUUCUCAGAUACUGAGGUAUGCACACGGGGAAGGAAUUUCUCUCUUGAGAGAAUCUCUCUUCCAGAAGCAGCAAGAGGAGGGAAGGGAGAACAAGGGGGCAAUAAGCAUAAUAUUGUGCACAUUAAGGUAGGGAAUUGCACACUUUAUAGAGCAUCUGCAUGUUGUCAUUGUUAUGUUCCUGUUUUCCUGAAGCAGGUCUAUCAUUUCUCAAAUCACAAAACAACUCUUCUUUCCUUUCCAAGAGGUGUGGUUUUGACCCUUGCAGUUGCAUAUUGGAUGGGUAAAUACUUUGCCACACAGCAAACCUUCCCUAUUACCUGCCUAUUUGGGAACAGUUUGUCUGAAAGUCCACUGAUAUUCCUUAGCCUUCAUGAUUUGAAAGAAGAGACCUUUGUAAGUCUCAGGAAGCAUGCUGGGAGUUGAGUAAUACAAAACUGUAUGCAAGUCUCCAAAGAUUCCCCCCUCCUCCUCCUAAUGUCAGUGUGCCUUCCCCGACUAUGCAAAGUACAAAUAGAAGAAGGGAGAUUUUUGUGGAGGACAAAUGCUCAAAAUAAAAUACUGUAGCAAGACGAAUGAACUAGCUUGUUCCAGUGUGUCUAGAUCUGCACAAUUAUAUAGAGAUUUAUAUCAUCUCUGUGUCCAUGCACAAAUAUUAUUUAAAUAGACUGUAGCAAAACAAAAUUGUUUUGACUAAAAACACAUUUUAUUCUACAAAGAGCAUGCAGUGUUUUACUACUGGUAUCUAAUACAAUAUCUGUAUGUAUAACAAUGCACAUGACAAUGUUUAAAAAUCUAUCGUCAAUCUAUCACAUGUAUAUGUUUAAAGUGAUUGAUACCAGAUGAACCGUUUAUUCACUGAAGGUUAUUUUAAAAGAAACAGAAAAAAAGAAACCCCAAAUCCUUGUAAAGGAACAAGCAACAGUAUUUUUAAAAAGUUUAAUCUGUGCUUGUUCUGUCUCAUCUUUACAAUAUUAACCAAAGUUUUUCUAAAAGCACAGAUUUUAUUAAAUAAUUCUCAAGCUUUGCUUUUAACAUGACUAAGGCAGGGACUAUUAAUGUUAGAAACUGGAUAGUUGUGAAGUAGUAUUGUUGCAAUGUAACUUUAAAAAUUGCAAAACUUGUUCCUGCACUUCAGUAGCCCCUCCAUUGCCCCUCAGGUCUGCUCUACACAAUUUUUAUGUACAAUGCAAAAUCUGAAGGUGUGGUCAUGGAAGUGGAGUGGCAAAUGGCACAUCCAUGUAUCUUACAAUAAACACACACUUUUUUAUUUGGUGCAAAUAAUAUUACAGUAUUCAUAAAUGGAACCAAACUCCUCUUGGCCCCAUUACUGCUGGUGGAGGGGUGGGAGUCAUAGCCUUUGAUGUUUUCGUUACUGCUGUGUAACCCAUGUGAAUGUAAAAAAAAGUUCACCUUUUACUAUGUGAACAAAGCUUUCUAUCUGAGAAAAAAGUUUUCUUGCAGCAUAAAUUAAUCCCAUGAAAAAGAAGCAUUUUUUGAACUGGCAUGUUAUUUCUACACACACACACACACACACACACACACGCACACACGGAAGUGGCUUAUCUAUGCAAAUCCUACACACAUUUACUUGGGUGUAUCACAUUGGACACAGUGGGACAUGCUUCUGACUAGCAGGCAGAAAAAGGCCGACCUCACUUCUAAUUUACUGUGCUAUAUCUUCGAAAAGAUUCAUUUUAAUGUGCUGAUGUUGCACUCUGCAAUAAUUAGCUCUUGGAUCCCUUCUUUGAUUUAAAAUGUAUACUGUGUGACAUGAAAAAGUGUGCAGAAUUCUAUAAACUGUUUAUAAUUGUGCCUUGCUCCAUCUCAAGAAUGCAGCACCACAGUGGUUGAAAAUAAAGACGUCAUAAAUAGUAAUGGUACAGAAUGUACAUCCUGUGUAACUAAAUGGAUACAUUUGUUACUUGUACUUGUUUACAUUUAGAUACAUUUGUUACUUGUACAUUUGUUACUUGUACUUGUUUACAAGAUAAGGGCAGUACCAAGAAAGUGAGAGCAUCAGUAACUACGUCUUUUGACAUUUUACCUUAUCAGUGGAAUGCAAUAAACUGACUUGCAAAGUACCCAGUCAUAAUUCUUUAGAAGAGUAACCUUGAUUCUUAACAUAUUUGUAGUUCUGCCUCCUCCACUUAUACAAUAAACAGUUUUCAAGGAAACCUUUUUAGUUAUUACCCAAUCUGAAAACAUUUAUAAAAAUUUCCAACUUUUACUUCUAGCCAUAUUCCUAUUACCAACAUUCUAGCUGCAUAAAACAAAAAAACUGCUUAUGUCCGAAGUACAAAUAUCUAUCAACUUCAUCUCACUUUUCUUAAUAGCUUAGCCCCAUGUAUCUGAGGCUUUUUUUCUUAUCUGUGCUUCUCUGUGCAUGUGCCAUGCUUAAGGAGGGUGGUGACAGCAAAGGUUUAAUAACCCUGUCUCAAAUAUUAAAAACCCAUUGCCAACU
Podarcis lilfordi (Lilford's wall lizard) is the source of this 39732-nucleotide messenger RNA. NCBI's taxonomy places the organism in Eukaryota, Metazoa, Chordata, Lepidosauria, Squamata, Lacertidae. The record is from the annotation of a GenBank genome assembly.